GUAGUAGUAACCGGCGAAUCGCGAUUUCUGUCAUUUUCAUUCAGUCUCUUCUAGUCAGGCUUGGGGUGUUGUCGCUCGCCACGAAACACAGUCUCCCACGUGUCGAUCGUAACAUUCAGGCAACUGAAAAAAAUAGUCUUGAAGUGAUUCGGUUUUUUUUGUGAAUUUUUUACCAAAAAAAUAUUCAAAAUGUGCGCUAUUUUAAGUGAUAUCCGACGCAGCUAUGCAGUUUUUUCAGCUUUACUACUAACGGUGAUUACAACCAAAGUUCGAGGGCAUGCCCAUUGCAGCCAAGAUGAGAUCAUGAAAUGUUCCAAACCUUUAUCCGUCCUGGAUUCUGGCUUAAAUUUCGUCUCCACAAGAGCGGAUUUAGAUAGAAUAUGCCCGGACCUGAGAGAAGCGAUCAAAUGCAUCCACCAGUACACGCGCUUCUGCAUGAACUUCAACGACAGAAAGCAUUUCAAGAAGCUGUUCCACGGUACCGCCGAAAUGGUCAACAACUUGUGCAGGAAUGGAACCUACCAGGAAGAAUAUUUGAAACACGCACCUUGUAUGCAAACCGUCGAACCGCAGAACGAAAUCUGUUUCAAGAAGUACACCAAAAAUAUGAGCGAUAUACAGGCCAAAACACCCAUUGAUAAUGUUUCUGAAGAAGACCUCAUCGCCUACAAGUCUUUCCAAAAAAGAAAGAGAGAUGCUGCCGAUGAAGGCAUCAAAAACGUUUGUUGUGCUUUUCAAGAAUACGUUGAAUGUUCUACGUCAACCACAAGGCAAAUCUGUGGCAACGACGCUGCGGACUUUAGCAAGAAGUUCCUGGAUAAAAUGUCAUCCUCAAUGAUACAGCUCCACUGUCAAAACUACGGACCACAGGAAUGUGGACUUAUAACAUCAUCAUCAUCACCAAAAACAACGUUGGAAACAUCAUUUCUACCAUUGCUGAUAUUCAGUGUACUGACAAUGAUACUCAGAUAAAC
Molecule: messenger RNA, 974 nt
Organism: Sitophilus oryzae (rice weevil)
Lineage: Eukaryota; Metazoa; Arthropoda; Insecta; Coleoptera; Curculionidae
Exons: 6
Coding region: 190-972 (260 amino acids)
Source: RefSeq, a predicted model, not a curated record